Phycomyces blakesleeanus NRRL 1555(-) is the source of this 897-nucleotide messenger RNA. RefSeq lists its product as hypothetical. Lineage: Eukaryota; Fungi; Mucoromycota; Mucoromycetes; Mucorales; Phycomycetaceae. Bases 1 to 897 code for a protein of 298 amino acids. The record is from RefSeq and is a predicted model, not a curated record. The transcript is spliced from 4 exons.
AUGUCUACCCCCAGCACUAUUGAGUUCGUUUCUCAUCAGGAAGAUGCCAAUCAGUCACAUUCCUGGAUGAAGCCAGAUGGUGGUAAAAAUUGGUUGUCAUUGAUUGAUCGGCUGCAGUACUUUCUGCUGAACAACGACGCAGACAAUCUGAGAAAGUACCUUGGUGGCUUCAAGAACGGGAAGAAGGUCAAGGUCAGCAAGACCAGAGUAAUCAAUGACUGCUGCCAGUAUUUUGACAAGCAGGGUGUGAAGCGCACCAGCUCUCAAAUAAAAAGCAAGCUGACAUAUCUGAUAAACAAGCAAUAUCCUAUUGCAUUCAAAGCCUGGGAAGACAGCACAAUGAGAAUUAGCAAAGAAGAAAUGUCUCGAUUAUAUCUUAAUGAUAUAUGCCCAAGCUUCAUGCAGAUGAGAAAAGUACUUGGUGAAAGUAAGGCAAAGUCACCUGCUGUAUGCAAUACAACAACGCCCUUAGACUUAAACAAAGCCCAAGACAUAAGCAAGAGUGAAGGUAGUGAAGACAGUGAAAACGAUAGAGGUGACGAAAUCAAACAGGGAGCUGAUGUCAGCAAUGAGAUCAGUUCUCAGAGAGAGGUUGUUGUUCAAAGCAACAGUGAAAGCAGCACCUCUGAGCACUCUGACACCAGUGUGUACAGUGGCAAAAGACGGCCUAAAUUCUUUGGCAAUAUUGGGAAGAACACGGCAAAAAGAUCAGUUAAGAGCAUGGAGGAUAUUGGGCAUUACAAGGAAGAGCUCAAGAACCAGAAGGAGAAGCUGCAAAAAGAGCUUCAAUGCAAGCAGCUAGUAAAAGGAGUGAUCCUUAUAGCAAAAACAUUUGACUGGUCUGAAGAGAAGACUAAGAAUGAAUUAGAAGAGAUGUAUAACCAGUACCUUAAUUAA